Frankliniella occidentalis (western flower thrips) is the source of this 1146-nucleotide messenger RNA. RefSeq lists its product as uncharacterized. The transcript has 2 exons. Lineage: Eukaryota; Metazoa; Arthropoda; Insecta; Thysanoptera; Thripidae. Bases 30 to 626 code for a protein of 198 amino acids. Gene Ontology annotation, molecular function: protein dimerization activity. The record is from RefSeq and is a predicted model, not a curated record.
GGAGAGUUAAGACAAAUCUUUUGGCUGGAAUGGAGCAUCAUUUUCCUAACAUUGAGCGAAACCUUCUCUAUGCUACAGCCACUCUAUUAGACCCAAGAUUCAAAAAGGUGCCAUUUCAGAAUCAGGCGGCUCUAAAAGCGGCAGAAAAAGAAGUUGGACGUUUGGUCAGUGCAAGCCUUGCUGAAUCGCGCGCUACCGAUCGGGCUGCAUAUGAGGCAGCGAUGGAGGAGGGUGCCGAUGCUGACGCUGAUGUCGUUGUGGACCAGGACGACCCGUGGGCGGCAAUUGAUGAGCAGGUGCGGGAGUCGAAUAGAAAAGCAGAUGGUGACCGUGUGGGAGGGCUGCCGGUGGAACUGAAGCAAUUUUUGAACCGUCCGCCGGUCGACAGGAAGUCUAAUCCGAAUCCUCUUAAGUCGUGGCAAAGUCUGAAAGGGGAGUACCCGAAUGUGUGGCGCGCUGCCCUUAAAAUCUUUACCAUAGUUUGCUACCUCCGUCCCGUGCGAGCGGCUUUUUUCACAUGGUGGAAUAAUUGCCAACCAGCUAAGAUGCCGGUUGUCUGGACAUCACCUCGACAUGCUAGUCUUCCUCCGGAAAGUCACGCCGGAAGAAUGGUUUCAAGGUUUUGACAAGGCGCAUGGCCCUGGAUAGGGGUUUUGUUCAUAUUUUGCAUUCAUUCCUUUAACUACAAUUAUUGUUAAUUUUGUCAGGGCAAGAAGCCAGACUCAUUUGUUUUAAUAAGCAAUUUUGAAUCAUCCCAUUGCUGCAUUUAUUGCUAAUUUACACUUAAACUAUCGCCUUCCUACGCACAGACAAAAAAAUCGAGAAUCGAAUCGAAAAUCGAUUCUUUGGGGGAAAAAAUCGAUUUUUGGAAGAAUCGAUUCUUUUUUUUUCGAUUCCAGAAUCGACGAAUCGAAAAUCGACAUUGACUGAAAAUGUACCAACCCUAGUCAAAAUUGUCAAUGUUAAAGUUUUACAUUCAGCCCAAGCACAUUGAGUCUAAUUCAACCGGCUUGUGGUAUGUGUUUCUAAAGGUCAGAAUCUUUUGUUCUUCGCACCGAGGCUGGUGCGUAGUUACCAGGAGGGCCAGGGUAGCGAUUUGUCACUAUGUGCCCCCGCAACUAUGUGCCCCACCCUCCCUUCUUCACU